AAUGGCGUUCCGGCUUCCUCUUCGUCGCGCUCUUUCCACGGCGGCCGCUCCCCGCUCUUUUCUCAAAAUUGGCCUCGUACCUGCAGAUGGCAUUGGACGUGAAGUCAUUCCCGCCGCUCGCCAGGCUAUCGAGGCCCUUGGCUCGGACAUCCCCAAGCCAGAAUUCGUAGAUUUGCUCGCAGGUUUCGAGCUUUUCACACGGACAGGGACAGCUUUGCCAGAAGAAACCGUUGCGGCUUUGAAGAACUGCGACUGUGCUCUCUUUGGUGCUGUGAGCUCACCGUCUCGUCGUGUCACUGGCUACUCUUCCCCCAUCGUGGCACUUCGCAAAAUCCUUGACCUCUAUGCUAACAUCCGUCCAGUGGUUUCUGUUGCUCCUACGGCGGAAGAGAAGCCCAACGUCGACCUCAUUGUUGUUCGCGAAAAUACUGAAUGCUUGUAUGUCAAGCAGGAGCAGAUCACACUCACAGAAAAUGGUCGUGAAGCUCGUGCAACUCGCCUCAUCACCGAGCGUGCAUCAAGACGUAUCGGGAAAAUGGCCUUCGAGCUUGCCAGAGCAAGACCUCGCAAGCACGUCACAAUCAUUCAUAAGUCCAACGUACUCAGCAUAACGGAUGGUCUCUUCCGUGAGACCGUCCGCUCCGUUCCAGGCUUGAACGAGGGCAAGUACGAUGAUGUUGAGGUUGCCGAACAGCUUGUCGACAGCGCAGUCUACCGCCUCUUCCGCGAGCCGCACAUCUACGACGUCAUGGUCGCACCCAACCUCUAUGGUGACAUCCUCUCCGACGCUGCAGCCGCUCUGGUAGGCUCGCUCGGCCUUGUACCAUCCGUCAAUGCCGGCGACAGCUUUGUUAUGGGUGAGCCCGUGCAUGGCUCUGCGCCUGAUAUCGCGGGUCAGGGCAUCGCAAACCCUGUCGCAUCGAUCCGCUCGGCUGCGCUCAUGUUGAGGCAUCUUGGCUACAGCGCGCCGGCAGACCGUCUCGACAAGGCUGUCGAUGAGGUCAUCCGCGAAGGGCAGGUGUUGACACCGGACCUCGGGGGCAAGAGCAAAACGCAGGAUGUCGUGGAUGCGAUUCUCAAGAGAAUUUGAGUCCACACAUUCCUGCGGGCGCUACGUUAGGAAUGAACGUGUCUUGUCAACGCACGUCCUUUCGGUCGAAAAACAGCCGCAUACAAUUGAAUUACUUAUCGCGACCUGCGGUGUUAGCAAUGUUUUCGCCUGUUUUCACUCACAACGUAGAUCCCGGGCCGCCAGUCAGGGCUCUCCGUGAUUUUUUUUGGAGUUUGUGCGCUCCCCAUACUCACGACUAAGCUUGUAGUAUCAAAUAAGUCGAUUCAUUGGUUUGUAGCCCCUUCUGAUUUAAUCCUUCUUGAAUAUCGGGCGCUCUGACGCGGAUCAACGCCACGAAGCUCUUCAGGACACCCGCACCACUCAAACAAUGCUUGCAUCAACUUGACAUGGUAACCGAUGACAGUCAACCCCGAUCGGCCAGGAGACUCCGCCGUACUCCAACGCGGAAGGACCGCUACCAACGUCGUUUACAGGGUACGUGACCAUCGCCCAGAUCGCGUAGGUUGAGUCAGACUGGUACUCGAUGUUCGGGAGGGUGGUGUUGAAAUAGACGUCCUUGGUACCGUCGGUCGGGAACGUGAAUCUCUGGAGCAGAUACUGGGGCUCGCGGUUCCCGUUGGAGAAGGUGCCUUGGAUGUAGGCGUCGUAGUAAACGGGCUGGUGGCGCGCGAGCGUCGAGUUAUAGUGAACAGUGAACGUCUGACGGAUAGCUCGAUUAGCAUUCGAACGGAGGCUUUGGGAGUAUGCCUCCUGAGCAACAGUGGCGCCUGCAAGGGCAAAGGCUGACACGGCGAGAGCAAGGAGCUGCAUUGUUAAUGCAAAAGCCACUGGCCUUUAUAUAUCUUCCGGACGUGCGGAGUUCGGACUCGCAGAAGCGGCCCAGCCGUUGUAGGGCUUGGCUGCCCGCGCCGCCGCGCGUACUGAUUGGUUGCAAGCCUCGCCGCUAGAGAAUCCUUUUAAUCGAAUCCCGCAUUUC
Molecule: messenger RNA, 2048 nt
Organism: Phanerochaete carnosa HHB-10118-sp
Lineage: Eukaryota; Fungi; Basidiomycota; Agaricomycetes; Polyporales; Phanerochaetaceae
Exons: 11
Biological process (GO): isocitrate metabolic process; tricarboxylic acid cycle
Cellular component (GO): mitochondrion
Molecular function (GO): magnesium ion binding; NAD binding; isocitrate dehydrogenase (NAD+) activity
Source: RefSeq, a predicted model, not a curated record